Molecule: messenger RNA, 2383 nt
Organism: Rana temporaria (common frog)
Lineage: Eukaryota; Metazoa; Chordata; Amphibia; Anura; Ranidae
Gene: HNF4A
Product: hepatocyte nuclear factor 4 alpha
Exons: 10
Coding region: 124-1530 (468 amino acids)
Biological process (GO): cell differentiation; positive regulation of transcription by RNA polymerase II; anatomical structure development
Molecular function (GO): zinc ion binding; nuclear receptor activity; RNA polymerase II cis-regulatory region sequence-specific DNA binding
Source: RefSeq, a predicted model, not a curated record
UCCCAUGUAGAGCGCUACCUCCAGUGCAAUGUAAGGCCAUUGGUGGAGGAGACAGCUGGAGUCCAUGUAGCCCAGCUUCAGAGGCCGGAGUGGUCAGUCACCUGCUGGAGGAUCAGCCGGUCUAUGCUGAGGAUAAUGAGAGAUUCCAAACCUUUAAUAGAUAUGGAAAUGGCAGAUUACACCGAGGCUCUGGACCCCGCUUAUACCACCCUGGAGUUCGAGAACAUGCAAGUGCUGAGCAUAGGGAAUGAUACUUCACCAUCAGAAGUGACCUGUAUCAGCGCUGCAAACGGUAUUGGUCUUAACUCUUUGUGUGCCAUCUGCGGUGACAGAGCGACGGGGAAACAUUACGGGGCGUCUAGCUGUGAUGGCUGCAAGGGGUUUUUCAGGAGGAGCGUCAGGAAGAAUCACAUGUAUUCCUGCAGGUUCAGUAGACAGUGCGUGGUCGAUAAAGACAAAAGGAAUCAGUGUCGUUACUGCAGAUUAAAGAAAUGUUUUCGGGCUGGUAUGAAGAAAGAAGCUGUACAAAAUGAACGAGAUCGGAUAAGCACGCGGAGGUCAAGUUACGAAGACAGUAGCCUGCCAUCAAUUAAUGUAUUAAUCCAAGCAGAAGUCCUAUCACAACAGAUAACCUCAUCAGUCACCAUGCUGAACACAGACAUUCGAGGAAAGAAGAUAGCCUGCAUAACAGACGUCUGCGAAUCCAUGAAGCAGCAGCUUCUGGUCCUUGUAGAAUGGGCCAAGUACAUCCCGGCCUUCUGUGAACUUCCCCUAGACGAUCAGGUGGCGCUGUUACGUGCACAUGCUGGAGAGCACUUACUACUGGGAGUUGCCAAGAGGUCAAUGAUCUACAAAGAUAUUUUACUCCUAGGAAAUGACAGACUGAUACCAAGGAACUGUCCAGAACUUGAAGUGGGGCGAGUGGCUGUGAGAAUCCUGGAUGAGUUGGUGUUUCCAUUCCAGGAGCUGCAGAUUGAUGAUAAUGAAUACGCCUGUCUAAAAGCAAUCAUCUUUUUUGAUCCUGAUGCCAAAGGAUUGAGUGAUCCUACGAAAAUCAAGAGGAUGAGGUAUCAGGUUCAAGUGAGUUUGGAGGAUUACAUCAAUGACCGACAGUAUGACUCUCGAGGAAGGUUUGGAGAGCUGCUCCUCCUCCUGCCCACUCUGCAGAGCAUCACCUGGCAGAUGAUCGAGCAAAUCCAGUUCGUCAAACUGUUUGGAAUGGCGAAGAUUGACAACUUGCUGCAGGAGAUGCUGCUGGGAGGAUCAGCAAAUGACGCCCCCCACUCUCAUCAUUCACUUCACCCCCACCUGGUCCAGGAACAUUUGGCAACCAAUGUCAUAGUGGCCAACAACACGAUACCAGCUCAUCUACACAAUGGACAGAUGUCUACACCAGAGACACCGCAGCCAUCCCCACCUGCAGGCUCAGGAGCAGAUCAAUAUAAGAUAGUUCAUGGUGCCAUCUCUGCCCUAUCCAAACAGCCCACCUCUAUUCCACAGCCAACCAUCACCAAACAAGAGAGCAUGUGACUCACUGCCGGGGCAUACUAGCACUAAAGGACUUACUGACUGCAAGGGAUGCCCAAAUUAUGGAAAAAGGGCCUGCUUGCUUCCAAGCCCGAACCCUUCCCCCAAAGAUAAAAGCCAUUCUGCCUUAUAUAGGUGAUAUUUCUGGAUAUUUUGAUGUUUUAGAACUUUUUUGCAUUCACUUUUAGCCUCUAAAACUUUUAUAUGUGCCAUUUAAGAGACUUAUGUACAUAGAAUCGUAUUCUGCCGUCACUGGUUGCCAGUAGGCUGAAGACUGGAUGAACCCCAAAAUGCCGACUGGAUCUUCUAGCACUGUGAAUUUUUGGAAGCAUUAAUCUGAUUUUCGGAGUGUUGACGCUUCAUGACGCUGCGGACGGAACCGUGUCUCAGUCUGGAUAUUUCAAGAUUUGGGCCAAACUGUUGAAUGGAGCUGUACACCAAAUGCAGGACAACGCCAUAUCUCUCAGCUAUACUUGUUUAAGAAGGAUUCAUCCGCUAUGUGGACUGCCUAAGGGGUGGAGACCAAGUAUGGCUUCUCUGAAAACCGCAAGGGGAUUGGCAGAGCUGAACAACUGUCUUAUGUUUAGAAGCUACGUUCAGAAAGAACUGUCCAAAGAAGUGAAGUGCAACAUAUAAGGUGGUCCUCCAAGUUGGGGCAGUCACAAGAGGCCCUAACAAUUUUGGGGGUCAGUAAAUGGGUGAUGUGUUCCCCCCUUUCUGCGGGUGGCUAUAGACUGAUUCCUAGUGUGCCUAGUUCUUCUUCUAUAUCUAAAAAAGCCUUAACUACUGUGAAAUUGUCUUCCCUGUCUAGUUAUUUGUUUUAAAAAUAAUGUACUAUAAAAUGUUUUUUUUUUUU